Molecule: messenger RNA, 1176 nt
Organism: Ramularia collo-cygni
Lineage: Eukaryota; Fungi; Ascomycota; Dothideomycetes; Mycosphaerellales; Mycosphaerellaceae
Exons: 1
Coding region: 1-1176 (391 amino acids)
Biological process (GO): protein phosphorylation
Molecular function (GO): ATP binding; protein serine/threonine kinase activity
Source: RefSeq, a predicted model, not a curated record
AUGCAGAGCAUCGGCCCAGACGGGUACUACAGGAAAGGACGCAACCCUCAUCGAAGUCCGCAACGCUCUGCUUUGCAUACAUUGCAGGCUAUACCGAAAUCCGUUCGUCUUCUACUCAUCACAAUCGUGUCGCUCUGUGCCUUUGCUGGGGUUUCACGUGGACGGGCCAACCUCCUGGAUCAAGUCAAGAAGGCUCAUCCCACAGACUUUAGCCGUCUUCGGGCCUUCAACCUCUCAGUAUGGCCGCCUUCGCAUCCGAUCAGAUACAACAAUGGCACCCAUAUCGAUGAUCGAUACACGUAUAUCAGUCAUCUCGGAACUGGUCAAGAAGGGUCCGUGUCUCUCUAUGAGGAUAGUGAAGGUACCGCUGUCGCAGUGAAGACCUUUUCACUCGCAGCUCGCAAUCAGAUUCCUUUCGAGCUCGUGGAGGACUUUAUCGAUCUCACUACCACCUGGCCGACCGAGAUCGAAGCUGGUGUCCUACUGAACAGCCUCAGGGAUGCCUCAUUUGUCCCUGUUCUGGACUACUUCAUUCUUCAGGAGCCUGCAGGCUGGACCUGGGCUUUCGCAUCGCCUCUACAAUUGGGUGGUACCCUUUUGAGCCUCGCGGAGAGAGAACGACUUGCUUACAAUCCCAGUUCCUUGGAGUCGUUGGACCGCUUUUAUCGCCCGUCUCUCUUGAGCCUGCUGUCGGUCUUGGAAGACCUUCACCUAGCGGGCAUCUGUCACGACGAUAUCAAACCUGACAAUAUCUUUAUUGGCCAAGAUAGCCGCCACUGGAUGCUUGGCGAUUUGGGCAACGUUCGAGAAGUCAAGCACCCUUGGCACCAGACGGCUUCGUGGAUUCGGCAGAACCAACUGCCUGACUGCAAGACCAAUGACGUGAAGAGGACAUUGAAGACAUAUCUGUCGUUCCUGCGCGCUGCAUCGAACGAUGCAGAUGCUUUCGAUCGACAGUUCUGGGGAAGGGGGACUGCAUUGAGCAGGAUGUACUGGGACUUUGUGCUCUAUCCCCUCGAUGCAGGCCGACUAGCAAGAUUGUCGGGAAUCCGGUAUUCACCAAAUCAUGGCACGGAGCUGGACAUAAUCAGUACCGCGGGCAGUGGUGAUCUGCGGGAAGCGACUGAGCAUGAACUCACUUGCACCUCUUUACCCAGACGUCUAUGGUUCACCUGA